Messenger RNA from Populus trichocarpa (black cottonwood), 2246 nucleotides. RefSeq names its product tubulin gamma-1 chain. Gene Ontology annotation, molecular function: structural constituent of cytoskeleton; GTP binding. Gene Ontology annotation, biological process: mitotic cell cycle; cytoplasmic microtubule organization; meiotic spindle organization. Gene Ontology annotation, cellular component: nucleus; centrosome; gamma-tubulin complex. The coding region runs from base 222 to 1646 and encodes 474 amino acids. NCBI's taxonomy places the organism in Eukaryota, Viridiplantae, Streptophyta, Magnoliopsida, Malpighiales, Salicaceae. The record is from RefSeq and is a predicted model, not a curated record. The transcript has 12 exons.
GUCCAGCGAGGGAGUUGCUGCUUCACUUCAGUGUAUAAAAGCAUUGAUAUUAAGCGCACGCACAUCCAAAAUUUCGGGGAUUCCCUUUUUCCCUCAAAAUUUUUUUAUUGCAUCUUUUCAAAAUCCUCUCCGCGCCAGAUUCAUCUCUCACAUUUCCAUCUCUCUCUCCGUCGAUCUCAAAACCCUAAUUUUCCCGAGAAAAUAAGAAAAAGAGAGUAAAAAUGCCGAGAGAGAUAAUCACGCUGCAAGUAGGACAAUGCGGGAACCAGAUCGGCAUGGAGUUCUGGAAACAGCUUUGCCUCGAACACGGCAUCAACAAAGAUGGCAUUCUCGAAGAUUUCGCUACUCAGGGAGGUGAUAGGAAAGAUGUGUUUUUCUACCAAGCGGAUGACCAGCACUACAUACCACGAGCAUUACUAAUUGAUUUGGAGCCUAGGGUCAUCAAUGGAAUUCAAAACAGUGAAUAUCGAAAUCUUUACAAUCAUGAGAACAUCUUUGUUUCGGAUCAUGGUGGUGGUGCAGGAAAUAAUUGGGCCAGUGGAUAUCAUCAGGGAAAGGGUGUUGAAGAGGAUAUAAUGGACAUGAUUGAUAGAGAGGCAGAUGGAAGUGAUAGUCUUGAGGGUUUUGUUCUAUGCCAUUCAAUUGCUGGAGGAACAGGCUCAGGUAUGGGCUCGUAUCUGCUGGAGACUUUAAAUGAUCGCUAUAGCAAAAAGCUGGUCCAGACAUACAGUGUAUUUCCUAACCAGAUGGAGACGAGUGAUGUGGUAGUCCAACCCUAUAACUCACUUUUAACACUCAAGAGACUGACACUAAAUGCAGAUUGUGUUGUUGUUCUGGACAAUACUGCACUGAAUAGAAUUGCUGUUGAGCGCCUACAUUUGUCAACUCCCACAUUUGCUCAAACAAACUCUUUGGUAUCUACUGUUAUGUCUGCUAGCACAACUACUCUGCGGUAUCCAGGAUAUAUGAACAAUGACUUGGUUGGUCUUCUUGCAUCUUUAAUUCCAACACCAAGAUGCCAUUUUCUCAUGACUGGAUAUACACCACUCACAGUGGAGCGUCAGGCUAACGUGAUUCGUAAAACUACUGUACUGGAUGUUAUGAGAAGACUUCUGCAGACCAAGAAUAUCAUGGUUUCCUCUUAUGCACGAACAAAAGAAGCUAGUCAAGCAAAAUACAUUUCGAUAUUGAAUAUUAUUCAGGGAGAAGUGGACCCUACUCAGGUUCAUGAAAGUUUGCAGAGGAUUCGUGAAAGGAAGCUUGUUAACUUUAUUGAGUGGGGCCCUGCAAGUAUACAGGUUGCUUUGUCUAGAAAGUCUCCUUAUGUUCAAACUGCGCACAGGGUAAGUGGGCUCAUGCUAGCAAGCCACACUAGCAUCCGCCACCUCUUCAGCAAAUGUUUGAGCCAGUAUGAGAAGCUGAGAAAAAAACAAGCUUUUCUUGAUAACUAUCGAAAAUUUCCGAUGUUUGCUGACAAUGAUCUUUCUGAAUUUGAUGAAUCACGGGACAUAAUUGAGAGUUUAGUUGAUGAAUACAAAGCCUGUGAGUCCCCAGAUUACAUAAAAUGGGGAAUGGAGGAUCCGGACAACCUUUUAACAGAAGAAGGUAAUGCUAAAGGAACAGUGGAUCCAAAAUUGGCAAUUUGAAUUACCAAAUUGUAGUUAUGAUGCUGAAAGCACAGUUGAAAACUGAUUGUAAGUAAAUAUGACAAAUUUAUGGUUUGAGAUCUUUUUUUUUGGGUGUGAAGAUUGGUGAUUUCGUGGUGUGUCGAUUGCUUGGGUGUUUGAUUUUGUUAGUCUUCAAAAAAAGAAAAGGAAUCCCAACCCACUCCUUGCAGAUUUUGAGUUUUGUUGGAUCAGGUUUUUCAUUAUCUUUCAAUUAUUACUAAAUUUCAUGGAACCUAGAGGACAGAGACUACAUUUGCAGUCAGAUAAUGAGAUUUCCUGCUUGGAUGUCUUUGAUGCUUUGCAGGUGUUAAUUCUAUUCGGGACUAAAUUUGCAGUAUUGACAAGUAAAAUUAUUUUCGUGAUUUAUCACACCCUUUUUUGUGUAAUAUCUCAAAACAUGGCAUGUGAAGCAUUUUCUGUGGUCCCGUCCACAUGGUAGGUUGGUAAUGGUCCAACAGUGUUUAUUGAUAUGGUGGUUAUCCAUGCUACCGGGUGGCGUUGUGAUUGUCCUGUACGGUUUGUAUAAAUUAUGAAAUUUAUCUUGUGGUGUCAAAAUUCCAGAUGUGGUGUUUGGUGUUC